Molecule: messenger RNA, 1259 nt
Organism: Columba livia (rock pigeon)
Lineage: Eukaryota; Metazoa; Chordata; Aves; Columbiformes; Columbidae
Gene: ABHD12B
Product: abhydrolase domain containing 12B
Exons: 13
Coding region: 76-1146 (356 amino acids)
Biological process (GO): monoacylglycerol catabolic process; phosphatidylserine catabolic process
Cellular component (GO): endoplasmic reticulum membrane
Molecular function (GO): phosphatidylcholine lysophospholipase A1 activity; monoacylglycerol lipase activity
Source: RefSeq, a predicted model, not a curated record
GGGGCCGGGGCCUGGCUGCGGGGGCGGGAUCUGGCUGCGCGAGCGGGCGCGCCGGCGCGGGCGGUCGGCGGGGCGAUGCGGCGGCGUGGCGAGCGGGGCGGUGGCGACGGCGACAGCGGCCGAACGGGGGGCCGGGUCCGCCCGGCCCGGCAGCAGCGGAGCUGGCUGUCCUGGUGUCCCCGGCUGCGUACCCUCCUCCUGGACCUGCUCCUCAUCUACCUCUCCGUGCCCUUCCUCAUCCGCCUCUUCCCCGUCCUGCUCACCAAAUUCGUCUUCCUGAACUUCUUGUCAUUCCCGUACUUCGUGGACCUUCGUCGGCCGGAGCUGCUGCUGAACAACACCGUCAGCCUGUACCUUGACACCGAGCCGGGCGUCACCGUCGGCAUCUGGCACACGGUGCCGGGCAGCAGAGGGGCCGAGGCGCAGGGCAAGGACCAGCGCUGGUAUGAGGAGGCACUUGGCGAUGCUCAUCCUGUGAUCAUCUACCUGCACGGCAACGGGGGGAGCAGGGCUGCCAGCCACCGCAUCCAGUUCCUGAAGACCAUGGGGGCUGCUGACUUCCACGUCCUGGCUCUUGACUACAGAGGCUAUGGGGACUCCAGCGGACACCCCACGGAGAGCGGCUUCACCACGGACGUCCUGGCGCUCUACGACUGGGCCAAAGCGCGGAGCGGGAACAGCAGCAUCCUCUUCUGGGGACACUCCCUGGGGACGGGGAUUGCCACCAAUGCGGCAAGAAAACUGCAGGAGGAGCGAGGGGUCCAGGUUGAUGCCGUGGUCCUGGAGUCGCCCUACACCAACAUCCGUGAUGCGGCCGCCAACAUCCCCCUCACCAAGAUCUACCGCCAGUUCCCAGGUUUCGAGUAUCUCAUCUUGGACUCGCUAGCCCUGGGCAACAUGUUCUUCCGCAGCGAUGAGAACGUGAAGGUGCUGGCCUGCCCGCUCCUCAUCCUGCACGCCGAAGAUGAUGCUGUGCUGCCUCCGCACCUGGGCCACAAGCUCUUCGAGGUGGCACACAGCGCCUACAAGGACAAAACCAAGGUGAAGUUCAUUAACUUCCCCAAAAAGCUGGGCCUGGGCCAUGACUACAUCUCGUUCAACCCGGAGCUGCCCACCCUGGUGAAAGACUUCUUAAACAUGAAGUGAUGGCGGCUGCUGCAGGCAGCGACCACGAGCACUCCCUCAACCCCACACCCGGAACCCCUCAUGGCACUGAAUUUACUGCUAUAGGUAAUAAAAACUACUGAGAAACUUUCUAA